Messenger RNA from Homarus americanus (American lobster), 4260 nucleotides. RefSeq lists its product as uncharacterized. The coding region runs from base 529 to 3474 and encodes 981 amino acids. NCBI's taxonomy places the organism in Eukaryota, Metazoa, Arthropoda, Malacostraca, Decapoda, Nephropidae. The record is from RefSeq and is a predicted model, not a curated record. Gene Ontology annotation, molecular function: DNA-binding transcription factor activity. The transcript has 6 exons.
GAUGAGUUUUUGUUCAGGGGUCUUUCUUCCUAGGGGGAUUUUUUCGGAGUCAUGACGUCACGAACGGUUGAAUCCCGAACGCAGUUGAGAAUCCGGAUUACUGUAUUUGUCAACACCAGUCAUGACAGCCUCCAGCCGCCCCUACUGAGUCAACUGAAGGUGGAACUGAAUUUACUCACUGCCAGGAGACUAAAACACAGACGUACACCUAACAGCUAUUUAAUGGAAGAGUUUGGGUUGGUGUACUACACACUGGUGGUGCCUCUAUCACUGCCAGUUAUCCUCCUCCUGCUCUACAUGAGAUGGCUUGGCUGGGAGUUAUAUACAAACAACUAGAAAAUUAAUGGAUACUUUUGUGACAUGGCAAUAAACUUUGUGGAUUUUCUGAUGUGUUUCAGCUCAAAGGCAUAGACAUGAAUACAGUAUAACACAAUUUUAUUUUAUUGCUCAAUGAAGAUUUAAAGACUUACUUAGUCCAAGAAUCACGUAUUUACAUACAUUGGCCGCUUUGUGUGAUCUCUGGUAGUAAUGGCGGACCACAUAACAGCAUCAGCCCUUGACAAAAAUGCAACAAUAGCAAGUGUGACACUGGCCCAUGGUCAGCCGGUGCCUCUGGCUUUUGAACGUUUAUCACUUCCUAAAGUAAGGCUUCAUAAGACUAUUGCUAGAAGAUCUGUCCAUAUUCCUUUGUCUACUACUUCACUGCCAGAAGGCUUGGAUAAUAUUGAAUCACCAGUGGCCACGCUCGUCUCGACAAAUAAUUGUCAUGUGUCUCCGAUAUCAACCCAUGUAAAUAACUUAGUAAUAAAAGGAAAGUGUGAGUCAUCUGGACAUUCUCCUGAAUGUAGAGUACCAGGUAGAACUGCAGGUGAAGGUGGAUGCCUUCAAGGGAACCUGAACCAUUCCUCUCACACUCCUGAAGGGUCUGUUAAUGAGACCUCAAGUGUAUUAACCUCAAUUACCAGCAGUGGCAGGGUAGAGUCUAAUGCCAUUGUCCUUGGUGAAGACAUGGCAGGUUGUGUGGUGGUAGAUCUGCAAUGUAACAUGGUAGUUCAGGAACAUCCAACAGUUCAGGCUCCUCCAGAACCAUACCUAGUAGAUGAACAACUUCUCGUUCAGGUCACUCAGGAGCAGGAACCAGGACACACACAAACCAGUGAACCAACAAACAAUUCAAUAAUAUAUGAUGGAGGUGCUGCCUAUGUGAAAGAACCUAAAGAUAAAUCUAUAUUUGAUGUUGCCAAGAAAAAUUCGUCGAGAAGGCUUGAAGAAAAAAAAUGUGAGAGUAAAGUAAAUGGUAAAUGUAGUGAUGGGGUGAAAACUCAGUCAAAUUUUGAAUCAAGAUGGAAUUUUCGUGAAGUUCUUGUGAAAUCAGAGUGUCCCUUGAUUACUGAAGCAUCACAAGAUGCCAUUACUCAAAAAGACGAAAGUGAAACAGAAGAUUUUGCCAGGCCAAGAAGGAAAUCGGCCAAAAAAGCAAGACUAAGAUGGAAGAAUAUUCAUGAUGUUGAUAAUAUUGGGAAAAUUAGCAUAAAGAGGCCAAGACACUCACAUUUCCUCCCAAGAGAAAAACACGUAAAUAAAAUAGAAAACCCCUUGGAACCUUUGGUUAACGAUGAAGUGGUUGAAGAUCUACCAGUGUGGGCUGAGCGACUCACAUCCGUGCAGGUGCUAGAUAAUAAGUGGGUAGUGGGUGUGGCAUCCUCCAGUGCAAUACUUCAUCAGACUUUGGAAGGACAUUCUCGAUGUGUUCUCUGUGACUAUAUAAAAAGCCAUCCAAGUAGCCUGCAGCAGCGUCAUCUCACGAGGUCACAAGCGAGCCGUAUAAUGUGGCACCACCAGCGGAUCAAGUUUGACGGAGUACCUUUUACAAUUCUCUCAUCUGAUGACCUUAAGUGUGCCUUUGGGAUGAAUUAUAAAAUUAAGAGAAAAGGUACAGAGAGAACAACAGUAGAAAAUAAACAACAAGCAGAGGAGGAUUUUGAACAGGAGGAAAGAACUGACGAAGAUAAAGAUGACUUGGAAACAAGAAAAUUGAACAAAAACAAGGUUAAAGAAGGAGAGAUGAGGGACAAUAUGCCCAAGAAGCGAUACAAAGAUGUUACUUUUACCUCUUGUACUGCGAGAAUCACCGUCAAGGUUAUUGUCAAGUACCCAGGCUAUGCAGUUCCUUAUAAUGCAAUGCCUACAGAGAGGAAGGUGAUGCUGAAAGCUCUCCGGAGAGACAUGAGUCAAGGGUCAGUUUUGGAGAAGGAGGAACUUUACCAUGUAACUUUGCCCUUAAGCUCUGUCCACAAUCAUCCACUACAAGGGCGAUCAAGAGGCAUUCAUCCCUCUGUAACUAGUAAAAUUAAGGAACUUGUAAGUAAAGGCAUCACUGCUCCUAAGGUUAUAAAGCGUAUUUUGGACACUCAUGUUAAAGAGCAGCACGAUGGAGACAUGGUGGUUCCACAACUUGAUGACAGGGCAUAUUAUCCUCGCCUGAAGGAUAUUGCUAAUCUUGUCUAUACUCAGUGUAAGAAAAUGGGAAUAUCAGCCAAACGGAAAGUCUCCAAUGAUCAGACCUCCUUUGAAACAAAUCAGAGAAGGAAGAGAAAACACAGAAGAACUAGAUCUGAUGGUGAGAAUGAGAUAGUGUGUUCUGAUAAUGUAAUGUCAGAUAGUGUGCCUCUGCAGGCCUCAACCUUGCAGGAAGCUGUGCAAACAUUUUGUACUGACGAGCCAGACAGAGGAAGUUUGAGUGGUCUGGAAGGGCGAGAGUGUAUCUCUGCUGAUGUUGUACCCAGGGAUGGAUCUGGAGAGGUCGCAAGCCUAGCAGAGAUGGUGCGGGGACAGUUGGAUACAAUACGUAGCCUUACAUAUUCUCUUCAUGAGGUAGGUGGCCUUCAGGAGAUGUAUCAGUCACUUCAGGUCAUAUUAAACCAGUACAUGACAAAUCAGCACCACACCUUACAAGAAGGAAUAACUGAAGCCCCUGCUGCCACUGCCUUCAUCAUACAGGAUUCAAUGGUAGAUUCACUACCUUCAUCAGCUUCACCUGCUCAGGGUGUGUCAGAGUCGACAGCAGAGCACCUUGUGAUCUCAGAAAGAGAUGGAAAUGGAUCUGUGAUAACUAGUAAACCCAGAACUACGCAGAAUAUAGGGAGUCAACAUGUGCGACAGUUGAGACCACCUGUUGCACUCCAGUGCUUGACUACCAGCAUGGUCCCAUCACUAGCAAUGUCACAGCUUCCAAGAUCAACCAGUCAGAAUCCUCAUCAAGCUCACACGCACAUUGUCACAUCAGUCCCUCACAGUGGAAAUACUCCAGCAACAGCUACCAUACCAACACCCACCUACCAGACACUGGGACCAGCCACACAAGAUGGCUCUCCAGCCCCUGUUCACUUAUCACUUCCUCCAUACUUUUAUUAUGUACAGGAAGUCACUGUUCCAGAGUCCAGCCAAAAUUGGACAUAUACUACUUCAUCAUGAACUUGUGAUUACCAUGGUUUCAGAUAAAAUGUGUAAAUAGACAGGAUAAUCUACAACGACUCUGAGUGAUGCAAUGAAUACAUAUAUGUUCAAGAUUGAACUAAUGUCAAAUAAAUAAUUUCUCACUUGCGAGAUAAAUAACUAUUUUACUCCAGGAACAGUUUGAAUCACUGGGCCAGAUGUUAGUUAAAUGUUGAUUUGUUUGGUGGUCAGUUUGUACAGUACCUUGUAGUUAUAAAAGUUGUAUGAUCAAGGUUUAACAUUUAGUUUUUAUAUUUUAUUUCAUUGUGUAUUGUAUUGUGUCUUUUGUUUUACUGUUUAAUGUUUGAUAGAUAAGAGAGUAAUACAUAGUACUUGUCAUGAUCAUGGAAGGUGUGUUUAGUAUGGUGGGGGACACGUUUUUCAUUUAGAUUGCUACAAGGUUAUGGAGAGUGAUGAAGGAAAAUCAGAUAGAUAUGUGAGACUUUUUUGUUGAAUGGGAAUAUCAUAGGAUUCACAGCAGAAUUCAUUUGUUAUGGCAGCAGGAAUGAAUGAACAACAAGACCUUAAAGAAGAGUGAAUAAAAAUUAUGCAUAAACUUAAAAAGGUAGUUAGGUGUUGUUUCAUCCAGUGACAAUUUAGAAUGUGUGUUAAUGCAAAGGUAAUUCACUGUUGAAGAUUGUACAAACGUCUUUCAUCAUCAUCAUUGUUGUUUCAGUUCUAUCAUUAUCAGUGGCGUGUCGUGAGAAAAUGCUAGGGUAAGCAAAUGACGCUUUCUUACUUGUAAAGUCACGAGAUCUAAAAGAA